This is a messenger RNA of Salvelinus namaycush (lake trout), 1460 nucleotides long. RefSeq names its product V-type proton ATPase subunit G 1-like. Gene Ontology annotation, biological process: proton transmembrane transport. Bases 109 to 465 code for a protein of 118 amino acids. Gene Ontology annotation, cellular component: vacuolar proton-transporting V-type ATPase complex. The transcript has 3 exons. NCBI's taxonomy places the organism in Eukaryota, Metazoa, Chordata, Actinopteri, Salmoniformes, Salmonidae. Gene Ontology annotation, molecular function: proton-transporting ATPase activity, rotational mechanism. The record is from RefSeq and is a predicted model, not a curated record.
CGCGCUGUCAGCUGACUGCAGUAAAUUCACCAACCUUCGCUGCAAACAUAGACCAGCAGCUGGAGGAAUCACAUAUUCUUGUCCGUCUAUAUCUCUCCGAACUAAACAAUGGCAAGCCAGUCCCAGGGUAUCCAGCAGCUUUUGCAAGCUGAAAAAAGAGCUGCAGAAAAAGUAGCAGAAGCCCGCAAACGUAAGAACCGUCGGCUGAAGCAGGCCAAGGAGGAAGCCCAGGCCGAGAUUGAGCAGUACCGUAUGCAGAGGGAGAAGGAUUUUAAGACCAAGGAGGCUGCGGCUCUUGGAUCCCAUGGUAACUCUGCUGUAGAGGUGGACAAAGAGACUGUGGGCAAGAUGGGUAGCAUCCAGACCAGCUACCAGCAGAACCGGGAAGGGGUGCUGGGCAACCUGCUUAAGAUGGUGUGUGACAUCAAGCCAGAGAUCCAUGUCAAUUACCGUUUUGCUGGUUAAACCCCCUCAUCACAACCCCUUAUUAAACUAAGGAAACACUGAGACACUCUCAUUGCACUGCCAUCAGUUGACACAUGCUUCAUUGACACAUCUACUACACCCAUGCAUGGCACAAACCUCUUUGCCUGCCUGCUCACAACUUUCAUUUUAUACCCACAAGUUUAUUUUCUCUAUAAAUAUAAUCAACAGAUGUGUAUAUGAUUCAAAUAGGUAUACAUUUGUCCAGUCAAAUAUAAAGCAUGUUCACUCUGUUGGUUAGUCAAAGCAGGCAGAGGUUCUUUUGGUCCUAUGCAGUGUCUCUGUUUCCCAUCUUCAUCGCUUGUAGUAUCAAGGUUUUUAUAUAAAGGUUAGUGUGUGUGUCUUGCUAUGCAAUGUUUAUUAAUAUGGACAUAUUGUUCUUGUUUUCUUUGUGGAGACCAAAAUACAGUGCUUAUUUCACUUAAUGGACUGUUAGGCCUGGGGAAAAAAGAUUGCUGUUUUGUUUGAAAGUUUUCCUGCUGUCCCAAUUUGAUUCUUCAUCUCUAUGAAUAUAUUAUCCUGUAUAGUAGACAUUCUUCUGUUCACAAAUAUUGUGACUUUAUUAAACUAAGUGUUCUUGUGGUUUAUUCUUGAAUGACUGAAGUGACCAUAUCCUGUUUUCCUAAUUGAUUUCCUAAAUUCUACAGCUAAUGUAGAGUAUGCUAGAGGUUGUGAGAUUCUUCACCCCAAGUGCCCUGUGGUAUGUUGUCCAGCUAGACUGUUGGAACCAGCCUGAUUGCUCUGUUCACUGAAAUAGAAUGGGGAAUGCAGCAAUAAGGCUGGUUCCACCAGACCAGACUUGUCCAGCAGCCCAAUACAGGAACACUGGAACAGACCAAAGAAAGCAGAACAACUGCAGCCAUGUCUGUGACUUCUGAAUAAGACAUCAUACAUUGUUGACAUUUACAAUUUUGAUAUAGUUGCCCCUGCUGAGUUUACAUGCCUUUUGUGCUCAAUAAAGUACCACUUUUAUCCUC